This is a messenger RNA of Sphenostylis stenocarpa, 231 nucleotides long. NCBI's taxonomy places the organism in Eukaryota, Viridiplantae, Streptophyta, Magnoliopsida, Fabales, Fabaceae. The record is from the annotation of a GenBank genome assembly.
AUGGAGAAGGAAGAUCACGAGGAUCCAGAGAAAAUUUUGAGAAUUUCCAAGAAAUGGGAGGAAAUGCCGGGAAAGUGCUCGUGUCGCCUCGAAAUGAAACACUUGAAAAGGUUGGUUGAUGUGUUAUGUUUGGGUGUUCAACCUGAAUGGUUCUCCAAUCCGGUGAAGCUUGGUAUUGAACUGAAAGGGAGCUUUGAAACUGCAGAUCCUCCACACUUUGAAAACGAAUAA